Messenger RNA from Marmota flaviventris (yellow-bellied marmot), 987 nucleotides. Its product is annotated as SIGLEC family-like protein 1. Gene Ontology annotation, molecular function: sialic acid binding. The record is from RefSeq and is a predicted model, not a curated record. Gene Ontology annotation, cellular component: plasma membrane. Gene Ontology annotation, biological process: cell adhesion. Lineage: Eukaryota; Metazoa; Chordata; Mammalia; Rodentia; Sciuridae.
UUGCAGAUCUUCUAUUUCUCCUGUUCUUCUGGAGCAGUCUGACUGACAGUUGCUCUGUGAAGUGACAGGUGAACAGGCCCUCGGGAUGACCAAGGAGACAGACGUCCCUGCCUUGCCAAGACACAUCUGAUUUCCCUCCACCACAUCCUCUUGCCGCUACCCAUCACCUCGUCCCUUCGGGCACAGGGAAGGGCUCUCCUGUGCCUGAGAAUGUCCCCACUGCUCAGGGGGCUGCCACAGCUAGAGCCAACACCCGCCAGGCUGCUCAACUCCUCUUGCUCCUUAGAGAAGAUGCUGCAGUGCAGCUGCUCCUUCCACGGGAUCCCCACGCCCUCUGUGCAGUGGUGGGUGGGCGGUGUCCCUGUGGGUGUGAACAGCGUGGAUGGCGGCCUCCAGGUGACUUCCACCACCCUUGGCCCCUGGGCCAACAGCACCAUCAACCUGGCCAAGGAGCCAGAAAUGGGCACAAGCCUUCUCUGUGAGGGCAAGAACCAAAACGGAACCCAUGCUGUGAGCAUUCUACUGAUGUCAGGAAGGAGUCCUUUGGCUCCCCAGAUCUUUCUGAAAGGGCUGCUCCAGGGUGUUGUCUAUGGAUCUAUGGCAGUCACAUUGCUCUUCCUCUGCCUCCUCCCCUUCAUAGUGAAGCAUAUCAGAAAGAAGAAUGCAAAGAAAACUGCAAAGAUCAAAGCACAAAAGAACCCUGAAGUCAGUAGGCCAGAACCCAAGAUGUCUCCAAAGAAGGCUGAACCAGGGAAAUCCAUAACCACCCCAUCUUCUGAGAACCAGAUUUUGCUCCUUCCAGGAAAAGCAAGCUAAACUGGAGACAGUGAAGGCUGUGAAAACUCCAUGACACCCAGAGUCCCCUGUAUCCAUGGAAUUACAAAAGUCCACAAAACCCACUGAGUCCCUAGAAAGCAUGGAGUUGAUAAUAAAUUCAGAGCCAUCAGAAUCUCCACAGCUCACAAAUUCCUCUCAACCCCUACAUAU